CUUUUUCCCCUUAUCUGCAUGAAAUUUCUUUUCUGGAAUGCUCUGCAGUUUAUGCCAUGGAAAUAAACCCUCCCUGUGGAGAUAAUAUGUAUGAUGAGGAUGGAAAGAAACUCCCUCCCUGCAUCCCUGGUGCUUGGCUCACUCCAGCCAUCAUGGCCUGCUAUUUGCUAGUGGCUAACAUCCUUCUUGUCAACUUGCUUAUUGCUGUUUUCAAUAACACCUUCUUUGAGGUGAAGUCCAUUUCAAACCAGGUGUGGAAGUUUCAGCGGUAUCAGCUGAUCAUGACUUUCCAUGAGAGGCCGGUGCUUCCUCCUCCUCUAAUCAUCUUCAGUCACAUUUAUAUUUUAAUCAGACGAAUCUGCUGCCGCUGUAGCAGGAAAAAAGAGGGGGAGUUGGAUGAGAAGGACAAAGGAUUGAAGCUUAUCCUUAAUUCAGAGGAGCUGAGGUGUCUGUAUGAAUUUGAGGAGCAGUGUGUGGAAGAGUACUUUAGAGAGAAAGAAGAUGAACAGCAAUCCUCAAAUGAUGAAAGGAUAAGGGUUACAUCUGAAAGGGUGGAAAACAUGUCCAUGCACUUGGAGGAGGUCAAUGAAAGAGAGAACAAUAUGAAGGCUUCUUUGCAGACAGUGGAUCUGAGGCUGGCCCAGUUGGAGGACAUCUAUUCUCGCAUGAUGACGGCCCUGGAGAAAUUGGCAGGAAUCGACCAUACUGAACUUAAAAGGACACACUCACAGAAAGCCUCUGUUAAUGGCCUUUCAUCUCUCCUCCGCACUGGCAGCUUUAACAGCAACGACGGAUACAGCCUUUAUUGCUACCAUAUGGAUGAAUGUCCAGCCCCCGAGGAGAAAGAUGGGACCAAGUCAAGCCAACUGACAGUGGCAAAUAUAAAGAAUCCAUCAAACAGUACAACUCUCAAUCCAGAUGAUUAUGGGCUGAAUUUGGAGGUGGACAUUCCAGUAGUAAGAAUCUGUCCAAACUCAUGUGGGGACCCUGGUAUUCCAACUUCUGAGAGGACAGAGGAAUCUAUAGAUCAGGGUGAAGCCACAGCAUGUAAAGUUUCGUCAUCUUCAGUUCAAAGAUCUAAGAGCACCACUUUGUUCAGGUCAACUGUCAAGGAAUGUUUCAUGCAAAGAGCUAAAGACCCCAGUUGUCUUCAAAAGGAGAUUGUCAGAUCUUCAACUAUGCGGCGGUGGAGUGCAGGCUCUGAAUAUAAAGAACAGCCUAAUCUUUUUUGCCGACCUCCUCCAGACAUCCACAUUGUUAAACACACAAAGACAAAUGAAGCAAGUGAAUCUGGGGGUCAGCUGAGACUUCCAAACAAUCUCAGCACUGAGAUGAGAGCUCAAGAAGAAGAAGAAGCCCUGAAAGAAAUGAAAGAUAUUACACAAGAACACAGAAAACAGAAUGGUUCAGAGGAAAGCCUAAAUAUGGGAAGUAAUAGAGAAGAAAGAGACAGAGACCCAACAAAGAAAGAUGAAAUAUGGGGAAAGACAGUUGACAAUGAAAAGAUGAAAAUGCAUGAAGAUAUUCCUGACUCUUUUCAUCUUCUGGUACCUGAAGAGAGAAUGUUUCCACCAGGAAGAUCCAAGAGCUGGAACACAAAAUGCAGAAAAGCCUUGAGGGAAAGUACAGACAAGCCCAGAGGCUCCAGCAGCGAGAGCAGCCUUUCAUGUGGAAGUUUCACUGAGAGGUCAGGAGAAAAAUUGGUGAAAGUAUCAAGGAAGGAAGAGUAAGUGAAAAAGAUUGAUCUGUGGUCUGGAGAUGAGUCAGCUAAUUAGGAGUAAGGACGAUAAGAGAUUGCUCUUUAAUUUAAACAAUUUAAAUGUAAAUCUGUUUAUUCAUCUUCACUAUCUUAUUAACAUAAGAAACCUUGUGAAUUUGAGAAUACACACUGGGCAAGAUGGCAUUUCAUCACAGGGAAUUAAAAACUUAUUGUAUAACAAUAAAAU
This is a messenger RNA of Clarias gariepinus (North African catfish), 1946 nucleotides long. RefSeq names its product transient receptor potential cation channel subfamily M member 1. NCBI's taxonomy places the organism in Eukaryota, Metazoa, Chordata, Actinopteri, Siluriformes, Clariidae. Gene Ontology annotation, biological process: protein tetramerization; calcium ion transport into cytosol. The transcript is spliced from 5 exons. Gene Ontology annotation, molecular function: calcium channel activity. The coding region runs from base 57 to 1730 and encodes 557 amino acids. The record is from RefSeq and is a predicted model, not a curated record.